This is a messenger RNA of Thrips palmi, 1011 nucleotides long. RefSeq lists its product as uncharacterized. The transcript has 5 exons. Gene Ontology annotation, cellular component: cytoplasm. NCBI's taxonomy places the organism in Eukaryota, Metazoa, Arthropoda, Insecta, Thysanoptera, Thripidae. Gene Ontology annotation, biological process: multicellular organism development; proteasome-mediated ubiquitin-dependent protein catabolic process. The record is from RefSeq and is a predicted model, not a curated record. The annotation marks the transcript as partial. Gene Ontology annotation, molecular function: ubiquitin protein ligase activity; ubiquitin conjugating enzyme binding.
AUGUCGACGUUGUCGACGUUGUCGACGUGCACGUCGGAGGCGGACGGCCAGGACGAGCACUACGCCCCGGCGGUGCGAUUCUGCGAGAUCGCGAGGCCGCCGUCGGGCAACUGCGGCUUCCACCUGUCCAGGACCAAGUGGGACCCCUACCCCUGGGUCAGCGUCGUGGAGACCGGUUCGGCCGCCCAGCAGGCGGGGCUGCAGGUCGGCGACUGCGUCCUGGAAGUGAACGGCGAGGACGUGGUGGGCCAGAAGAUUAGCGAGAUCGCCGCCAGGGUGCGCUCGCGGCCCGACUGCGCCACGCUGCUCGUGUGGAACUGCGGCGCCGACGAGACCUGCGACCCCGAGGCGCUGUGCUGCGGCCCCAUGCCCGUCUCCCUCAAGCGGCUGUCGACGUGCCUGGGCGCCGUGCUGGGCUCCCUGGAGUGCCCCGUCUGCCUGGACACCAUCCCCCCGCCGGCCCACCAGUGCGGCAACGGCCACCUCAUGUGCGCGGGGUGCCGCGCGCGCGCCGAGCGCUGCCCCGUGUGCAGGGUGCGCCUGUGCCGGGGCCGCUCCCUGCUCGCCGACCAGGUGUUCCUGGCGCUGACGGACACGUUCAACGUGGCCGCCGCGCCCCGCGAGGAGCAGUCCGACAAGCUGCGGCAGAAGCUCAUGCUGCUGGGCUCCAUCCGCAAGAAGAAGACGGCCACCGCCACCCCCGAGGUCAAGGUGAGCUUCACGCCGUCCGCCAGCCCGGCCAACAAGUUCCUCACCAAGCUGCUGGGCAAGUCGUCCUCCCUGACGAACCUCGCCACCACCGACGACGAGCCGGUCCGCCUGUCCGCCGUGCCCCGCCACCUGUCCAUCACGCCGGACUUCGGGCCGCAGCUCAAGGUCAAGUCCCUGUCCACGUCCGAGAUCAACCGGGAGGCUGACGGCUGCCCGUCGUCGCCGCCGGCGUCCCUGCCGCCCAGCCCCGUGCUGGGCAUGCCCGGGCCACCAGGCACGCCGCCGGGGUCCAGGAGUCCC